Messenger RNA from Passer domesticus (house sparrow), 1671 nucleotides. It is a transcript of the gene RHAG, whose product is annotated as Rh associated glycoprotein. Gene Ontology annotation, biological process: ammonium transmembrane transport; ammonium homeostasis. The record is from RefSeq and is a predicted model, not a curated record. Gene Ontology annotation, molecular function: ammonium channel activity. The transcript has 10 exons. Gene Ontology annotation, cellular component: plasma membrane. Lineage: Eukaryota; Metazoa; Chordata; Aves; Passeriformes; Passeridae. The coding region runs from base 80 to 1351 and encodes 423 amino acids.
CCCAGAUCCACGGAAUUAGCCAGCUCCUCUGAAGGCAAACACCCAUUAUCAAGCUGUCACAGCCACCUUCUCUCCAGCAAUGCCUCCAGACUUUGACACCAACAUGAAGUUCAAGUUCUCGAUCCUGGCGCUUCUCCUGGAAGUGAUUGUCAUUAUUUUGUUUGGAAUAUUUGUGGAUUAUGACUCAGAUCCUUCUAAAAUGUUAUACCCAUACUUUCAGGAUGUCCAUGUGAUGAUAUUUGUUGGAUUUGGUUUCCUGAUGACUUUUCUGAAGAAAUAUGGAUUCAGCAGCGUUGGUUUCAACAUGCUCAUUGCUGCCUUUGGUCUCCAGUGGGGAAUUCUGAUGCAAGGAUUUUGGCAUAUGGAAAGUGGGAAAAUUUAUGUUAACAUCGAAAGCAUGAUAAACGCAGACUUCAGCACAGCAACUGCUUUGAUUUCAUUUGGAGCACUCCUGGGGAAAACAAGUCCCAUUCAGAUGCUUAUCCUGACUCUCCUGGAGAUCACCAUGUUUGCAUGCAAUGAACACCUAGUUACCAAAGUAUUCAAGGCCACAGAUGUUGGAGCUUCGAUGACUAUCCAUGCUUUUGGAGCUUAUUUUGGUUUGGCUGCAGCUUUCGUCUUGUACCGUCCUGGUCUGACAAACAAACAUGAUAAUGAUGAAUCCACCUACCACUCAGACAUGUUUGCCAUGAUUGGUACCCUGUUCCUUUGGCUUUUUUGGCCCAGUUUUAACUCUGCCAUUGCAGAAGACCAGGUAACAGCCAUUAUCAACACUUACUACUCCUUGGCUGCCUGUACCGUCGUAACAUUCGCCCUCUCCAGCUUGGUGGAUAAAAGAGGCAAAUUCAGUAUGGUUCUCAUUCAAAAUGCCACCCUGGCAGGAGGAGUGGCCGUGGGUACCUGUGCUGACCUGGAAAUCCAUCCUUUUUCUGCCAUGUUCAUUGGGGUCAUUGCAGGAAUUGUCUCUGUCCUUGGGUUUCAGUUCCUGACUCCUGUGAUGGCAUCCAAGUUGAAAAUUCAAGACACUUGUGGAGUUCACAAUUUACAUGGUUUACCUGGAAUUCUGGGGGGAAUUGCUGGCAUCAUAGUGACUGCGAUAAAAAUGGAAAGUAGGAAUGGUCACCCGCUUACUCCUGCCAUGCAGGCUGCUGCCCUGGGAAGUACACUUGGAAUUGCAAUUGUGGGAGGAGCACUCACAGGUGCUAUUCUAAAGAUCCCCUUCUUGGGACAAGUAUCUGACCAGAACUGCUUUGAUGACUCUGCUUAUUGGGAGGUUCCAGAGGAGGAACUAGUACCUGAAAUUCACUCCAGCCACCGUGAUGAGCACAGCAGAUUUGAAGCUGCCAUGUAGAAAAAUAACUAUGCUGUAGAAUUUCUCCUAAUGAUGCCCUUUUCUGUUUCUAAUGCUAAGAAAAAAUUAAACAAUAUCUAAGUAUUGUCCCAACCACACCAGGUUUUCAAGAAAAGGCUGAAGAUAUUUUUGCAGAAGAAAACAAGUUUGAUUUUAGAUUACUUAGUCAUUAUGCCAAGCUCAGGUGGAUAAAUUAGGUCCUUCUAAUAUAUUUUUUCAUCAGAAAAAGGCACCACAAAUCACUCUUUGAAAUUAUGUAUAUCUUUUGUUGUCACAGACAGUAAUAUAGCUGUUGUAAUAAACUUUGGGUUUCAAGAUUA